AACUAUUUAGGAACAAAUUGACAUUAAACGAUAUAAAAAAUAGGCUAUAUAUGUUAUGCAUAGGUUCUUUUUAUAAAGAUCAGCAUAAGCUGAACACAACACAAUUUUUUCUUAACUCAUUCUAAAAGCGACUCGCUACAAGACCCACGACUACUAAAGUGACGACUUAAAUACCAACCACAAGUAUAACCUUGUAUUCACUUCCCUAAAAAAAAUAAAAAUAAAAAUAAUAAUAAUAAUAAUAAUUUCAAAAAACAAGUAGCUUAACAAGCGUCCAGCAUGAUAAAAAUGAAAAGGACGAAAAUAAAGAAACAUGUGCUAAUAUUACAUUUUGGUGGUGUUGCUCACAUAGUCACACUACUCAACUACCACUUGUAGCACUGGUUACUCACUUUCCACCCUACGCUAAUCUUCUAUACGUCUCCCUCUCUCUCCCUCUCUCUCUCUCUCUCUCCUUCUUCAUUCUCUAUCAAUUUCCCCUAAUUACUGAGAAAGAGAGAGAUGCAGGGUUCAUCAAUGGCGGCGAAUUCCUCUAUUCCGACACCGAUUUACUCCGAUUUGCGUCUCAAUUUAAGGAGUUUUAAUCCUUUGUUCAUCAAUUUCCGAAUUUUGCCGCCAUUGAAGCUUUCUUCUACAAGGAUUUUCUCGAUUAAGAAUACUGUCAGUGAUCAGAAAUUGCAGGACCCUGUCACUGAUGAUCAAAUCACAGGUCCUGAGAAUUCUUUUGCUCCGGACCCUGAAUCAGUUGCUGCAAGCAUUAAAUACCAUGCAGAGUUCACUCCCUCCUUCUCUCCUGCACAAUUUGAGCUUCCCAAGGCAUUCUUUGCCACUGCAGAAAGUGUUCGUGACAUGCUUAUCAUCAACUGGAAUGUUACAUAUGAAUUGUAUCAGAAGACAAAUGCCAAGCAAGCAUAUUAUCUGUCAAUGGAAUUUCUCCAGGGCAGAGCUUUGCUAAAUGCAAUUGGCAACCUUGAGCUAUCAGGGGCUUAUGCAGAGGCUUUGAGAAAGCUUGGAUAUAACCUCGAAGCUGUAGCCGAGCAGGAGCCAGACCCAGCAUUAGGCAAUGGGGGACUAGGACGUCUUGCCUCCUGUUUUCUGGACUCUUUGGCUACACUAAAUUACCCUGCAUGGGGAUAUGGACUCAGAUACAAGUAUGGGUUGUUUAAGCAAACCAUUACAAAAGAUGGUCAGGAAGAAGUUGCUGAAAACUGGCUUGAGAUGGGUAACCCCUGGGAAAUUGUAAGAAAUGAUGUCUCCUACCCAGUGAAAUUCUAUGGCAAAGUCAUUACCAGGCCAGAUGGAACAAAAGAAUGGGCAGGGGGAGAAGACAUAAAAGCUGUUGCCUAUGAUGUUCCCAUUCCAGGUUAUAAAACCAAAACUACAAUCAAUCUUCGGUUAUGGUCAACCAAGGUUCCUUCAGAACUUUUUGAUCUACGUGCUUUUAAUGCUGGUGAACAUGCAAAAGCUUUCGAGGCAAUGACGAAUGCAGAGAAGAUAUGUUAUAUACUAUAUCCCGGUGAUGAAACACUUGAAGGAAAAACUCUCCGUCUGAAGCAGCAAUACACAUUGUGCUCUGCUUCCCUUCAAGAUAUUAUUGCACACUUUGAGAAGAGAUCAGGGCAUCCUGUAAAUUGGGAAGAAUUUCCUGAGAAGGUUGCCGUGCAGAUGAAUGACACACAUCCAACACUGUGCAUCCCGGAGCUCAUCAGAAUAUUGAUGGAUGUUAAGGGUUUGAGCUGGGAUGAAGCAUGGAGUAUAACACAAAAAACUGUUGCAUACACAAACCACACGGUUCUGCCAGAGGCAUUGGAGAAGUGGAGCUUGGAACUCAUUGAAACUCUGCUCCCUAGGCAUGUUGAAAUUAUAAAAUUAAUUGACGAGGAGCUUAUAAAUACCAUAAUAGCUGAAUAUGGAAUCAAAGAUCUUGGCUUGCUUCAAGAGAAGCUAAAACAGAUGAGAAUAAUAGACAACAUAGAAUUACCUGCAUCCGUGUUAGAAUUGCUUGUUAAACCACAAAAUGGCUCCGUUAUGACUCCAACUGUAGAAGAUGAAGCUCCUAACAAAAAUGAACCUUUGGAAGAGAAAGAAUCAUCCGAAGCACUUGAGAAGCCUGUAGAACUGAAGGAUGAAACUGAAGUAUUAUCUGUUGAACAGAAACAGCAGCCUGAUUUCAAACCAGACCCAAACCAGCCAAAGGCCAUUCGCAUGGCCAACCUCUGUGUGGUUGGUGGACAUGCAGUCAAUGGAGUUGCUGAGAUACAUAGUGAGAUUGUAAAAAAUGAUGUUUUUAAUGAUUUUUAUCAGUUGUGGCCUGAGAAAUUUCAGAAUAAAACUAAUGGUGUUACCCCUAGAAGGUGGAUACGCUUUUGUAACCCUGCGCUGAGUAAAAUUAUAACCAAGUGGACUGGAUCAGAUGACUGGAUUUUGAAAACUGAGAAGCUCGCAGUACUGAAGAGGUUUGCUGAUAACCUGGAACUUCAAUCUGAAUGGAGGGAAGCAAAAAGGAUCAACAAAAUGAAGGUUGCAGACUUUUUGAAGGAAAAAACCGGAUAUCUUGUGAACCCAGAUGCGAUGUUUGAUGUGCAGGUGAAACGUAUUCACGAGUACAAGCGUCAACUAUUAAACAUUUUGGGUAUUGUUUACCGUUAUAAGAAGAUGAAAGAAAUGACUCCCGAGGAAAGGGCUGUAAGAUAUGUGCCUCGAGUGUGCAUCUUUGGAGGCAAAGCAUUCUCCACAUACGUCCAAGCCAAGAGGAUUGUGAAAUUCAUCACAGAUGUAGCUGCCACUGUAAAUAAUGAUCCUGAGAUUGGUGACCUUUUGAAGGUUGUGUUUGUUCCCGAUUACAAUGUUAGUGUUGCCGAAGUGCUUAUUCCUGGAAGUGAGCUGUCCCAACAUAUAAGUACUGCUGGAAUGGAGGCCAGUGGAACCAGCAAUAUGAAGUUUGCAAUGAAUGGCUGUAUGUUGAUUGGCACUCUUGAUGGAGCUAAUGUCGAAAUAAGGGAAGAAGUGGGAGAGCACAAUUUUUUUCUUUUUGGCGUUGAAGCUCAUGAAGUUGCUGGCCUUAGGAAAGAAAGAGCUGAGGGGAAGUUCGUGCCUGAUCCACGAUUUGAAGAAGUAAAGGAAUUUGUAAGAAGUGGAGUAUUUGGUACAUACAACUACGAUGUGUUAAUGGGUUCACUUGAAGGAAAUGAAGGAUAUGGCCGUGCAGAUUAUUUCCUUGUUGGCAAGGACUUCCCCAGCUACAUAGAGUGCCAAGAGAAGGUUGAUGAGGCAUACCGUGAUCAAAAGAAAUGGACUAGAAUGUCAAUCUUGAACACGGCUGGUUCGUACAAGUUCAGCAGUGACAGAACGAUUCACCAGUAUGCCAGAGACAUAUGGGGGAUAGAACCUGCUAUCCUGCCAUAGACAAUAUCGGCAAUUGCAGUGAAGCACUUCAUCUGUAUUGGAACAUUUGUAGUUAGUGUAUAUCUUUAGAAGUCAUGCUCCAUCUUGUUCUUAUAUUUUGGUCGAAUGUCGCGUACUCACGUAGUUGUAAUGUACUCCGUAGUAUAUAUAGCUGUAAAACUAGGAGGCAAUAAUAAAUACUAUGUAUAAUUUAGGGGUGACUUCUUACUUUAAAGAUAGCUUUAUAGCAAAAUUCAAUAUGGAUUUAGGGAUUGGUGUUCGACAUGGGUAUGUAUCUAAGUGUAUGACUUGGCUUAAUUGUGAUUUUAUUUUAUUUAUUUAUUUAUUAUUUUUA
Molecule: messenger RNA, 3739 nt
Organism: Chenopodium quinoa (quinoa)
Lineage: Eukaryota; Viridiplantae; Streptophyta; Magnoliopsida; Caryophyllales; Amaranthaceae
Product: alpha-1,4 glucan phosphorylase L-2 isozyme, chloroplastic/amyloplastic-like
Exons: 15
Coding region: 502-3405 (967 amino acids)
Biological process (GO): glycogen catabolic process
Cellular component (GO): cytoplasm
Molecular function (GO): glycogen phosphorylase activity; pyridoxal phosphate binding
Source: RefSeq, a predicted model, not a curated record